This is a messenger RNA of Cuscuta europaea, 636 nucleotides long. The record is from the annotation of a GenBank genome assembly. NCBI's taxonomy places the organism in Eukaryota, Viridiplantae, Streptophyta, Magnoliopsida, Solanales, Convolvulaceae.
GUACAAACGCGUGAGAUUCUAAGGCACCUCCGUCAAAAUGGUGCUGGGAUAACGGCGCUUGGUAGCAUUCUCCGCGUCCGUCGACAGCUUCUUUUCGGCAACCACCGUACUAUCGGCGGCGGCGAAGACCUCCUUGUUUUGCGGCUCCGGAGAUAUGGCUGAGACGUCAUCAUCCUUUAGAACCCUAGGCUUGGACGCACACCCUCCCAUAACUAAUUUCGGAUCUCUCGAUGUAGGGUAUCUGGGCACCUAUUUAUGCGAUCGAAGAUUUGGCCCUCAAGCUGAGAAACUUUACUGCGGAGUACGUCAAGCUUGUAAAGAGGCUAUAGUUCAAAUGGAAACAGACACCGCUAUGCUCAAACUUGGAUGGAAUAGAUAUUUUAUCAUGAUGGCUCCAAGAUCCGUGAUCGAGUUUGAAGCUGGCUUAUUAUACUUUGCUGGUGUGGAACAGACCUUUCAAUGAGAAUUUUGCAGAUUUAAUCACAUAACUUUUGCAAGUGCUCGAUAUUAGUGUUGUAACGUAACUUUGCUUACUUGCAAAUAAUGUCCUAUAUAACUAAUAAAUAAAUUUUUUUCGCAUCUGGAAAUUCUCCACCAGAAUGUGUUCCAUGUAAUUUUCUAGCGAAAGUAAUUCUU